Caenorhabditis auriculariae is the source of this 5797-nucleotide messenger RNA. The record is from the annotation of a GenBank genome assembly. Lineage: Eukaryota; Metazoa; Nematoda; Chromadorea; Rhabditida; Rhabditidae.
AUGAAUUUACGGAUUUUCGUGUUAGGACUGUUAUUUCGGUUCUCGCUGGCAAUCUUCGAAGAUCAAGCCGGAAAGUUUGAUUGGUAUGGAAUAAUUAUGGCAGAAUAUUUGUGUGAGAAAAAAAAAUUUGCAGGAGAAAACAGUUUGUUGGAUGUCCCACGAGCGUCCGGUUUGAUAGAGCUGAAAGGUUUUUAUUUUUUUCAAUUUAUAAGAAGAAAAAAACGAUUAUUAGGGGCAGCGAUCGUCUUAUUCUCACGACUCGUGAGGAUCUGAUCGCCUCGUUGUCGUUAAACACCGGAGAAAUCGGUUUGUUUUUGAAACAGCUGUUUUAGAAAUUUCUGUAGAGCUCAAAAGCACAGGAAAUAGUUGAAGUUCAUUGAGAAUAAAAAAACAAUCAGAAGCUUUCAAAUUUUUAAUGAAGGGAAAAAAAAUAAUUAGGUAUUUAUUUCAAAUUAGCUUUAAAAGCAACUACUGUCUAAUUAUUAAGCAUGGCGGAAAUUAAUGGAAAAACGCGACGAAUGGUCGUCAAAUGCCCCCAUUGCAACGGCUGUCGAUGAAGAUAGUUCGUUUUUCGUCUCUCAGUUUUUUUUGAAUUUAAAAACGCAACUGAUAACAAGUUUCAGAUAUUUAUUCGGUUGUGGACAGCGGCCGGAUUUUGCGCGUUUGGAGAAAAGCGGAUAGCGCCCUGGUCUGGCAGAAGGUUUUGAGCGACGAGCCCAGCAAAACGUUUGAUUUGUUCAUAGUGAAGAACAAGAAACGUUGUUUCAGAGCCGAGAUCGCGUUGUUCGAUAAUACUGUUUUCGCGGCGGUUGACUCGAAAAUCGGAGCAUUCAGCCUGGCUGGAGAUGAGAAAUACGCGAUUCGACUCAGUGGCGCCGUGUGAGAGAUUGGCCUGCUUCCGAUUAUAUCUCCCAAUUUUGUGGACUAUAUCGCAGCGAAAGUAACGCUAUACUGCGGGGAGCCGCGAGCGAUAUCGCUCGCCUCUCGCUGCGACCUCGCAAACGUCUUGCGCUAUAUCGCUCUCUGAAAAAUUUUUCUUCAAACAUGUUUUUUUCUUGAAUUUGAUUGAUUUCAUCAUAAAAGUCAAAAAUGAAGCAAAAAAAAUGUUUUUCAAAUUUCAAAUUUUUAAGAGGGAGCGAUAUGGCAGCGAGACUUUGACGAGGUCGCAGCGACAUGUUGACGAGAUCGCAGCGAAGCCUUGGCUAUAUCGCGUGCGGCCCGCUGCGAUAUCGGCAAUUAUGUUGGGUGUAGUCUCUUCUGAUUUUUGUCAAGUCGUCGCUCAAGCUCCGCCCCCUAAUGGCGCGGUUAACCAAUCAGAGAGCAAGCCAACUUCAGAGCUUUUUUCCAAUGACGUCAUUUUACUUGACAUUCAUAAUAUGAACAGACUAUCAGCAAAAAGAAAAAGAAUAUGGGUGCUCUGUGUUGUGAAAAGGUUUUUUUCAAAAAAAAAAAGGUUUCUGGAAAGCGAAGAAUAAAUGAGAUCCUGGUUAUACUACGCGAUUGAUGAUUUGAAAAAAAGGGCAAAAAAUCUCUCAAGAGAAGAUCUUUUGAGUGAAAAGUAUAUUUGUGUUGUUCAGGAAAUGGACACGUUUCCUGAAGUCGGGCGGUCGCCUGUUCCACGUGAAGCUGAUCGACACGCAGUUGACAGCUCGGGAAUUGAGUGCCAAAGACAGUGAUCCGGCUCCCGGCGUCAAGAGCGUCACCUUCACCCGAUUCAAUGUCGAGAAGUAUGUAAAAUAUGUUGAUUACAAACGAAAUUUUGUCAUGAUUACGAUUUGUGAAGACCGGAAAAUGAAUUCAAAUAGAUCGGAACUCAAUGAAAAAAUCGUAUACGAUUUCAGGAACGAAAAAAGUAGAAUUAUGCUGGAAUAUAUUUCAAGGAUGUUUUUGUGGCUGCUUAUAUUUCUGAGCUUUUCCAUUUCGGAUCCUAGCUGAUUUUGGGAAAUUUAAGAUGCACGAUCGCCGGUAGCCUCGUUUUGUGUGCGCACAGCGACACUCUCGUCAGCAUCGAUGUCUCAAAGGCUUUGCUCGUCGAGGAGGAGAAGAACACGGCUGUGACCAUCAGGUAUCCCCCUUUUUCCAUUUCAAAUCUCAAGGAAACACGAAUUUGAAGAGAAAUCACGGGCUCGGCCACCGGCUUUGCAGCGAUCCGUUCUCCGUCUUCCCUGAAAGUCUUCAAAGGCCUCACCGAGUCCUUCACUAUCAAUGGAGAGUUCACCGCGGCGAAUUUCGUUGAUGAAAAAUAUUUGGUGGCUGUCUCGUCUUCUGACAUCGUUGCUUAUGAGCUGGCCAACGGCAAGGAGAUUUUCCAGGUGCGUAAAGAAAAAAGAAGUUUUCAAAGGGGUGCACUCCGGUAGUCAUGUGAGGAUUUCACUGAAAAGGCGUUUUUUAUUCGGAAUAUAUGGGUUUCCAGUUUCGUGGGCAAGGUUUUCGGUGAAGGAUAUAGAGAAUUUUCAGACUUUUUAAAAAUUGGAACUUAAAAUUGAGUGUUUUGUCAUACUUACAACCAUUCUUAGUUAAAUUAAAUGGCAGAUCUCGUUUUGCAUAAAAUUAAAUCAUCUUUCUGUGAAUAAUUUGUCAAGCUGUACCCAUGUGCGUCAUUCUCAGGUGAAACAUGCGCGAGAAGCGACGAAAUCGCUGAUCAAGGCUCUGUGGGCGGCAAAAACGUCCAACGACUGGGAGGUCGUCCUCGUCGGCCACGACUGUCUCGUUGAAUACGUCGUCGUCGAGCCGUCGAAGAACCUGGCCAGCGUCGAGUGGACCAGUGAAGGUUCGUAGACGCUCGAAAAGAAAGCUGAAGCUGUGUACUCCAGAAGCCCUUGCCCGCAUCGCAACUGUUGAAAUGGUCGACCUGCCACUUUCUGAAAGCCAGCAAAUGAUUGAAGACGAGUUCGAAGGAGGAAAAGGUCUGGAAAGUCUCCCACAAAUUUCAAUUAUCUUUAAUUUUGUUCAGGAGACUUGUUCUCUGCGUUCUUCCACCGAAUCGUGACGCAAAUCGGCCAGCUUCGCAAAUGGGCGCUGCGAAGCGUGCGGCACAUCUUCACGCUCGGAAGCAGGCUCUCUAGCCGCGCCAACGGCUUCUCCGACAUCAUCAACGCCGUCCGAUCCGCCUCUUCCUCGUUUUUUCCACAACGGAUUUAGUUACAACUUGGCAGAGUUCAGAGACGGCGACAACACAUUUGAACGCGACUAUUUCAACCUCCGUAAAGUGAUCGUCGUGUCAACGUUUGACGGCGUCGUUUUCGGUAUCGACAGUGCGACUGGCGCGAUCCUCUGGCGAUUCUACCUCGGCCAAUCAUUUUCGCCACUCAAAUCUCAGUUGGGAGACUUUCAGGUGCUUAUCCAAAGCGAUUCUCAUAAAUAUUAUUCCACAAGAGUAAAGCCCAGAGAAAAAAAAGGUUGCAUGAAAAUCUAAAAAUUCGUAAAGAAAAUUGAGAAAACACGGGAGCUGAAAGAAGUUCCGAAAAAGUUGGAAAUUACUUUUUUAAUAACUUCUCUGUACCUUCUCAAAGAAAUUGUUCAGGGCCCUGGAUUGUUUGAUCUUUUUUUUUUUUGCUUGACUCAGAAUUUUCAGGUCCCUUUGAUGGUGCAACGUACCACCGCCCAUUAUCAACUUCAUGGUCAAGCGGCUGUUGUUUUCCGGAAUUCGGUUAAUAAUCAACUCUGCUCAUGUUUCAAUCGAAAACAUAUUCAGGUCAAUUCCAAGGGAGUAAUUGUCAUGUUCAAUCCGAUUGACGGUAAAAUUGUGAGCAGGAAGGAGUUAGAUGGCUCCAUCAAAAGGUUUCUAAAAAUCGAAGAUUUAAAUUUAAAAACAAUUAACUUCACAGAGUUUCACUCUUGCCGUACCUGACCAAUGAUCACAUUCAUCCUCUGCUUGUUGUCACUAAAAGAAAACAAGGUAUUUUUAUAUAUUAAUAUAUCAAUGAUUUUUGUUGUUUUAGCUGGAAUAUGUCCCCGAGUUGGCCGCUGAAGUUUUGUCCAAGGCGGCUCCUCUUUACGUUCUUGACGUCUCUGUUGAAGAAAAUAUCGUCAAGGGAUUGAAGGUUCUGUGAAAAAAAACUGUAUAAAAAUCAUAAGAUCCUAUAGAAUAAGAAUAAAAUCAGAAAAUAGUGAUGGAAUGCCGAACUUUCAAGGCAGCGUCGUAAGGGAUUGAAAAAAUGUUCUCUUCAGGUCAAUCUGUUGAAACGUCACCUGUCCACUACUUGGAGCGGAAGCAUUGGCCUCACGUCAGACGACAAAAUCAUUGCCGUCAAAGGCAAACCGUUCCAACGUAGGCUCAUCAUUUGAAAACAAAAAAACAAGCGAAGAUUCCAGAAAAAGUUCAUUCCCAGGGUCGCGUCGUGAUUGACCGAACCGUUCAGUACAAGUACGUCAACCCCAACUUGGUAAGAUUGCUACUUCAAAAUCAAUCGGCGUGAGCUAAUCGGUGGCUGUUUAUUAGCUAAAAGGUAAUGAAGAUAUCAUAGAGAUGGUACCUGGAUAUAUAUAUCCUGCCUGAUAGUCCGACGCAAGCUACCGGGAAGCUAUGAUCGUCAGCUAAUAAACGAACCCCGAUAAACUUACGCCGAUAGACUUUUGAUUGAAAACUUUGGAAGAAAAAAGACAUUUAUAAAUUUUUUUUUUGCAUUUUUAAAGAACCCGAGAGUUGUAAAGUUUCUCUUAUUUUUUUAAACAUGAUUUUAAAAUCUUAAUAAAAACUGCGAAUUCGAUCGAAAUGUCCUUAAAGUGGUAAACUUCCUUUUUUUCAGGCUGCUGUCGCUGCUUUGGAUGAGAAACAUCAAACCCUCUCGAUUGUACUUCUUGACAUUGUUUCUGGACAGAUUGUCCACUCGGCGAUUGUCCCAAAAGCUGCAGCACCGAUUCAUCUCGUCCAUUCCGAGCAUUGGCUUGCAGUACGUUAUUUUUCAGAUUCUGUUCCGAUACAAGGAUACCUUCCAAAUACUCCUAGAGUAUGAUAUUCGUGAUAUAGCCGAUUCACAGCUGACUUGAGCCAACGAAAAAGGAACUUAAAACUUUCAGUAUGCGUAUUGGUCGGAAAAGGGUCGACGAACAGAAGUCGGCAUCGUCGAGCUGUACGAAGGCGGCGAACAACAGUCGAUGGCGGAGACUUUCGAUUCGAUGGCUCCCACGAAACAAGCGCCAGUCUCCAUCGCUCAGAGCUACAUAUACGCUCAGGGAAUCGUAGCGAUGUCUGUCACUGAAACUGGUCCGCCUGCUCAAAAGUUUCAGAAACUAUUGAUCGCUUCAUUUUGCAGAACAAGGACUCACAACAAGGUCAAUCCUCGUUGGACUGCCUGAUGGAGGAGUUCAUGAGGUGGAAGUUAUACUUUUUGAAAAAAUUCAAUGUUUCGUUCAGAUCUCGCGCAAGAUUUUGGAUGCGACAAGGCCCUUGGAGUUGACUCAGGAGAUGCGUGAAGAGAUGAUGAUUGGAUACGUACCGGAGAUCAUGAUUCCCAACGAGGAGAUGAUCAACUACAACCAGAGCGUUCAUCGUGUUCACGGCAUCAAAACUGCGUGAGUAAUUUAGAAGCUGUCUUCCAAUGCUAAUAUUCUUCGUUCGUUUUCAUGAAUUAAUCAUUUCUUUCGUAGACCAUCCGGCUUGGAGUCGACUAGUUUGGUGCUGGCCUACGGCACAGACGUGUUCUUCACCCGACUAGCGCCGUCAGGAACUUUCGACAUUCUGAAGGACGACUUCGACCACGUGUUCAUAUCCAUCGUCCUUGCCGCCCUGGUCAUCGGCUCGUUCGUCUCGAAGCGACUGGCUAGAAGUCACGCCCUUAACGCUCAGUGGGCUUAA